Messenger RNA from Macrosiphum euphorbiae (potato aphid), 321 nucleotides. The record is from the annotation of a GenBank genome assembly. Lineage: Eukaryota; Metazoa; Arthropoda; Insecta; Hemiptera; Aphididae.
AUGAAAACUAAACUUUUACACGAUGUAAAAAAUACGACUUUCAAGCACGAAAUUGUACAUGCCAAAGGAAAUUUUGUUAUAAAAAUCCAAUACAAAAUAAUUGAUGGUUUAUUUGUUUUAUAUCAUACUGAAGUACCUGUAGAACAUAGAGGUCAUCAACUUGGAUUUUUAAUUUUUCAAGAAGUAAUUGACUACUUGAUCAAACAUAAUAUACAAACUGCUAUAUACUGUCCAUUCUUGAUAAAAAGUCUGAAACUAUAUCCAAAUGGAAAAAUGAAUAUCAUUAAAAAGUUACCUACGAUUGACAAACUAUCAUUUUAA